UUUCAGAACUCAAACACCAUAGAGCCUUCUUCAGCUUCAAGUACACGCCCCUUUUGAUCCCUGGAUUUUCGGAGUAGAAGUGGAGUACAGUGAUCUGAAUUUAUCUUUUAGCUUAAAUCAUUGACUGGUUUUAUGCUUGGCUUCAAAGAUGAUGCAUGAUCAUAGAAAAAAGUCCUCUGUAGAUGUAGAUUUCUUUACAGAGUAUGGUGAAGGGAGUAGAUACAAAAUAGAGGAAGUAAUUGGCAAAGGAAGUUAUGGUGUUGUUUGCUCUGCAUAUGAUACACAUACUGGAGAAAAGGUUGCAAUAAAGAAGAUAAAUGAUAUAUUUGAACAUGUCUCUGAUGCUACUCGCAUUCUUCGGGAGAUCAAGCUUCUUAGACUCUUACGCCAUCCUGAUAUUGUGGAGAUUAAGCAUAUUUUGUUACCUCCUUCUAGAAGGGAAUUCAAGGAUAUAUAUGUUGUUUUUGAACUAAUGGAAUCUGAUUUACAUCAGGUCAUCAAAGCAAAUGAUGAUUUGACUCGAGAACAUUACCAGUUUUUUCUUUAUCAGCUUCUUCGAGGCUUGAAGUAUAUACACACAGCAAAUGUUUUUCACCGAGAUCUAAAGCCGAAAAACAUUUUAGCAAAUGCCGACUGCAAAUUGAAGAUUUGUGACUUUGGUCUUGCUAGAGUGGCUUUCAACGAUACACCAACUGCUAUAUUCUGGACUGAUUAUGUUGCUACAAGGUGGUAUAGAGCUCCUGAGUUGUGCGGAUCCUUUUUCUCCAAGUAUACACCAGCAAUAGACAUAUGGAGCAUUGGCUGCAUUUUUGCAGAACUAUUAACUGGAAAACCUCUUUUCCCUGGGAAGAAUGUUGUCCAUCAAUUGGACCUCAUGACUGAUUUUCUCGGGACACCAUCUCAUGAAGCCAUAGCUAGGGUAAGGAACGAGAAAGCUCGGAGAUACUUGAGCAGCAUGCGUAGGAAGAAACCAGUUCCUUUCUCCCAGAAGUUUCCUAAUGCAGACCCCCUUGCCCUUCGUUUGUUAGAAAGAAUGCUGGCAUUUGAGCCUAAGGAUCGACCUACUGCUGAUGAGGCUCUAGCUGAUCCAUAUUUCAAAGGCUUGGCCAAGGUUGAGAGAGAGCCUUCUGCUCAGCCAGUUACCAAGAUGGAAUUUGAAUUUGAGAGACGCAGGAUAACAAAGGAAGAUGUACGAGAACUCAUAUACCGAGAGGCUUUGGAGUACCAUCCAAAAAUGUUAAAGGAACAUCUAGAGGGAGCAGAGCCAACAGGUUUCAUGUAUCCGAGUGCUGUUGACCACUUCAAGAAGCAAUUUGCAUAUCUCGAGGAGCAUUACGGAAAAGGUGGAACUGUUACUCCACCUGAAAGGCAACAUGCAUCAUUACCCAGGCCAUGUGUACUAUAUUCAGAUAAGUCGAAACCGAAUGUAUGUGAGGUUGCAGAAGAUCUCUCCAAGUGUAGCAUCAAAGAAAGUGAGAAGCCAGCCAUAGAUAGGAAUGGUGUUAUCCCGUUGACCAAGCCUCCUUUACAUGCUCCUCAAAAUAUUCAAGGCAUAGCUGCCCGGUCUGGGAGAGUUGCUGGUUCGGCGUUGAAUUACAACAACUGUGGGGUAGCAGUGACAGCAGAGGCUGCUCAGCGGAGGAUGGUUAGAAAUCCACCUGUAUCGACACAAUAUGCUGCUUCUAGCUGUUCAUAUCCUAGAAGAAACCCGAGCUGUAAAACCGAAAGACCAGAAGACAAUGGUAUUGAAGGUUCUAACGGACUUCAACCGAAGCCUCAAUACAUGGCACGAAAAGUUGCAGCCGCUCAAGGUGGAGCUGGUGGUCAUUGGUAGAGGUUUUACGUGUAAUUUGUGGCCAACCACUGCCUUAUGCCAUGCGAGCUGAUAUCCGGGUUCUUGUCCCAUUCCUGAACCAAGAUCAAUCAUCUUGAUUGAACAAAAGGUUUGAUUGGCAAAACCUUGAACUGAAUCUGGGUGGUACUGAAAUCACUGGCAGAAGUAUUCUCAGAUCUUAAAGCACGAUGCUUCACCAAUAUGAGGUUUGGAAGGGGGGUUUCUAUUAUGAUGAGUUUGUUGCUCUACACUUGAUUAAUAAAAGAGAAUACGAAGCAUGAAAUGGAAGCAGUGCAGUUGCUGCCCACAAAUUUGUGGUGUUCUCUACUGAAUAGAUAUAUAAAUUAUAAAGUGUAUUAGCCUUGAAAUUUUGGGCAUCGUAACAAUGAUAUAUUGUAGCCGUUUAACUUUCCUGCUUUUGGUCAGAAUAAUCGUUCUCCCUUGAAAUGUCUUCUAUUCUCUAUAAGCUGAAUGAAUGGUCAUAAAACUAAGCGAACUUGGAAAUGCUUAA
Messenger RNA from Arachis ipaensis, 2345 nucleotides. The record is from RefSeq and is a predicted model, not a curated record. Lineage: Eukaryota; Viridiplantae; Streptophyta; Magnoliopsida; Fabales; Fabaceae.